AUGGUGCUGCGGGCGAUGCGAGGGAUGGUGAACGGGGCCGCACCCGAGCUGCCGGUGCCCACCAGUGGGCCGGGGGCCGGAGCUCGGGAGCAGGCGCUGGCCGUCAGCAGGAACUACCUCUCCCAGCCGCGGCUCACGUAUAAGACAGUAUCCGGGGUCAACGGUCCGCUGGUGAUCUUGGAUCAUGUGAAGUUCCCCAGGUACUCUGAGAUUGUCCACCUGACGUUACCCGAUGGCACCAAGAGGAGCGGGCAGGUCCUGGAAAUCAGUGGCUCCAAAGCAGUGGUUCAGGUGUUUGAAGGGACUUCAGGUAUAGAUGCAAAGAAAACAUCCUGCGAGUUUACUGGAGAUAUUCUUCGAACGCCAGUGUCUGAGGAUAUGCUGGGUCGAGUAUUCAAUGGAUCCGGAAAACCGAUUGACAAGGGUCCUUCUGUGCUGGCCGAAGUCCUGGACAUCAUGGGUCAGCCAAUCAAUCCUCAGUGUCGAAUCUACCCAGAGGAAAUGAUUCAGACGGGCAUUUCUGCCAUUGAUGGCAUGAACAGUAUUGCUCGGGGGCAGAAAAUCCCCAUCUUCUCUGCUGCAGGGUUACCACACAAUGAGAUUGCAGCUCAAAUCUGUCGCCAGGCUGGUCUGGUAAAGAAAUCCAAAGAUGUAGUAGAUUACAGUGAGGAGAAUUUUGCAAUUGUGUUUGCUGCUAUGGGUGUAAACAUGGAAACCGCCCGGUUCUUCAAAUCUGACUUUGAAGAAAAUGGCUCUAUGGACAACGUCUGCCUCUUUUUGAACUUGGCUAAUGACCCAACUAUUGAGCGGAUUAUCACCCCUCGCCUGGCUCUGACCACAGCUGAGUUCCUGGCGUACCAGUGUGAGAAGCACGUACUAGUGAUCCUGACAGACAUGAGUUCUUACGCUGAAGCACUUCGAGAGGUUUCAGCAGCCAGAGAGGAGGUCCCCGGUCGGCGAGGUCUCCCAGGGUACAUGUACACGGACUUGUCCACGAUAUACGAGCGCGCAGGCCGAGUGGAGGGUCGCAAUGGCUCUAUUACUCAAAUCCCCAUUCUCACCAUGCCCAAUGAUGACAUCACUCACCCCAUCCCUGACCUGACGGGAUACAUCACCGAGGGCCAGAUCUACGUGGACAGACAGCUGCACAACAGACAGAUUUACCCGCCUAUUAAUGUACUGCCCUCACUGUCACGGUUGAUGAAGUCUGCCAUUGGAGAAGGCAUGACACGGAAGGACCAUGCUGACGUAUCCAACCAGCUGUACGCAUGCUAUGCGAUUGGCAAGGACGUGCAGGCCAUGAAAGCUGUGGUGGGAGAAGAGGCGCUCACCUCGGACGAUCUUCUUUACUUGGAGUUCCUGCAGAAGUUCGAGAGGAACUUCAUCAGUCAGGGU
Molecule: messenger RNA, 1395 nt
Organism: Octodon degus (degu)
Lineage: Eukaryota; Metazoa; Chordata; Mammalia; Rodentia; Octodontidae
Product: V-type proton ATPase subunit B, brain isoform-like
Biological process (GO): ATP metabolic process; proton transmembrane transport
Cellular component (GO): proton-transporting V-type ATPase, V1 domain
Molecular function (GO): ATP binding; proton-transporting ATPase activity, rotational mechanism
Source: RefSeq, a predicted model, not a curated record